AUGGUCUCUCUUCAUUGCAUUAUCAUCGCACUUUUCACUCAAAAUAUCGCAUUAUGGACGUUUAACAUUCCGCUGGCUCUGCAAAAUGGCCAGUGUGCCAGAUUGGGAAGGUCUGGGUUACAAAGUGAGCGUUUAAGGCCGAGAUUCGGGGGGAUACCGAGGGAUUCCAUAGAUUAUACUAGAAAUGAGUUGUCCAUAAGUAGAAGGUUUGAAGAUGGACGGCAUUUGGCCACUUUGGGGGCUCCUAGAGUCACACACCAGAGGGGCAUUCCUCUGGGUUGUCUAAUUUCACCAAUUGAUUUUGCAAAGGGGUUAUUUGGUGGUAAGUCAGCAGACAAGAGAUCAGAAGCGUCGCUGGCCACUCGGACAGCUUCUCCUGUGAGCUACACCUGUGGCAUUGCUCUCCGCCUGUGGUCCAUUCCUGCUUCCCUGCGGGACGCCAUCUCGUCAUUUUAUGGCCGUUUGUCAUUGGUGCCUAGACUUUCUUUUGGUUCUCUACCUGAAAAUGGGAGCAGCUCAGUCUGUAGGUUCGCAGAGCAUCUCCCUGGAAGGAGGCUUCUCACUCGCCUUUUGGGUCCAUUCCACUCGUUAACUGGACGCUACAAGUUUAUGAAACAGCUGGAUUCCAUCAAAGUUUACAUUGCCGUUGACGGCUACGGUAGUCCCAUUGUCUCUGACUAUCCAGGGAUUUCCUACUCUCUCAACAAGGCUAGCGAUGGGUCGUCCAAGGGUCAAUGUAAUGGUGGUGGAUGCGCUACUGUUAGUCAAAAUAAUGACCCAUUAAAGUCCUCCAAGCCGCCAGAAUGCAGCAAUAAAACAUCAAAGUGCUCCUUUAGUGCCCUCUUCAAUAAAGAGCCAAAGAAGCCUACGGAUACCAUAACUGUGGAUUUGGAUGCCCAGGAGUUAUCCUCCAAAGUUUACCUUUACUUUGCCGAUAAAAGUGCCUGUGAAGCGCACGUGAAGGAGUUGAAAAGUCAGGGCACAGAUGCCAGCGUCAAAGAGGUCACCCUGGGCGAUUAUCUGCGCGGGUUCUGGAGGAGCAUAAAUGGACGCCCUGAAACCAGUUGGUUUGGAAGAUUGAGGGGAAAUAAAAAGGCCUCGAUGCACAUCCUUUUGCCCAUGCAAAGGGCACUUGUAAAGGCCACAGAAGAUGGGAGGAAGCCCUUUGAGGGAACUCCCGUUUUCACGGCGGAGCCGCCAAUUAUCUGCAUGGAAUCUGAUGCCUUUCCAGAGUGCAAGACUAGCUGUGGAGAAAGCAAGUCAGAAAAGUGCGCCAAAAGGUGUGCAAGGGCUGCAUGCAGUAACGUCAAGGUUGCACUAUUCACGGACCCCGACGAGUGUCUGGAAGUUUACAAGCAGAUAUGGUCAUCUGGGAAGCUUGAAAAGGUUGUAAAUGGUAAGAAGAUCUUUAUGAAGAUUCUUGGAGACGGGAAACGCAAUCCAGAGCUCAAGGCAGCCAGCCUGGAGGACCUCUACAAGGGAGUCUGCAAGGACAAGACCCUUUCAGGGCACAAGUUUCUGGUUAUAUAA
Messenger RNA from Theileria equi strain WA, 1530 nucleotides. RefSeq lists its product as hypothetical. The record is from RefSeq and is a predicted model, not a curated record. The coding region runs from base 1 to 1530 and encodes 509 amino acids. The transcript has a single exon. Lineage: Eukaryota; Apicomplexa; Aconoidasida; Piroplasmida; Theileriidae.